UGUCAUCAUCCGGCGUCGCCUCUUUGGGGCAGUAGAUUGGGGCUGAGGAAUCAUCCUGGAACUGACACGUUCCUGUAUAUAUUCGCCGGUGCAAAAUGUGACCCCCUUGCACCCAUCAUGUCUAAAUCAGCGCGGAAUUUCCGCGCCUCUCGCCCAGAGAAGCGCUCCGGGGUGGGCAGGUUGCCCUGGGUUAUCAUCCUGCUCUCGGCUUCGUUGGUUCUUGCGGUUCUGUGCAUUAUCCGGGGGCUUUGUUUCACUUCUAAGCAGCCCGAUGUAACACAGGCGGAUUGGAGCCAGCGGAAGCUCGACCACAAACCGAAGAGCAUCAUGUCCAGUCAGGUGAGGCACUUUGCCUCGCUCAUCGACUCCCAUCGCCUGUGGAAUGUGUUUCUGGUGCCGAUGCUGAUUGAGCGAUACCCAGGGUCAGAAGGCAUUGAAUUCGUCCGACAGCACAUCAGAGGGUACAUGGAGUCGCUGUCUGCCCGCUGGACCUUGGAGCUGGACACGUUCGAGGACAGGACCCCUCUCGGCAGGCGAACCUUCUCCAACAUGGUGGCCACCCUCGACCCCUCGGCCCGCCGGCGACUCGUCCUCGCCUGUCACUACGACUCCAAGUACUACCCCCCCGACGAUCGGGGGCGGGUGUACGUGGGGGCCACCGAUUCCGCGGUACCGUGCUCCAUGAUGCUGGAACUGGUGCACUCGCUGGACAAGGAGCUGGUCAAGCUGAAGGACAGGAGGCAGGAUCUGACCCUCCAGCUGCUGUUCCUGGAUGGAGAGGAGGCUCUGGUCAGUUGGACCCCCACGGACUCUCUCUAUGGAUCCCGCCACUUGGCUGAGCGGAUGUCAAGGACCAAACACCCAGAGAACACCUCCAGCACCACCCUGAUCGACUCUGUGGACUUGUUCGUGCUGCUGGAUCUCCUGGGUGUAGGCAAGCCUAUCUUCUUGAACCACUUCAGGAACACAGCCCGCUGGUUCAAUCGGCUGGUCGGGAUUGAGAAGAGGCUCCAUAGGCUGGGUCUGUUGCAGCUCCAUCCAGUCGAGGUGGCAUACUUCAACGGCGACACGUAUUAUGCGCCCAUCGAGGACGACCACGUUCCGUUUCUGCAGAAGGGAGUCCCCAUCCUGCACCUGAUUUCCACGCCGUUUCCCUGGGUCUGGCACACGAUGGAAGACACGUCUGAGAAUUUGCAUCCACCCACAAUUGAGAACCUGUGCAAGAUCCUGAGCAUCUUCGUGGUGGAGUACCUAGGACUAUAACAACAAGCACACCGUGGCUCUUGUGAGGCAGUGGACUUUGGACGCAAUCAAAGGAGUGACCUCCCUCCGUGUAAAGAGGCAGAGUCUUCGGUCCAACUGUACUGCAGAGAAUAUACACUGAACACUUGACCGUCUACACAGUCUCAUUGGGCAGAGAAUUGCUCAACUUGUCCCACAACAGUGAAGAUUUGAGUCUUUCUUAAUUGACAGUUGCAUGUAACCACUCCUCAGGUCUGUCUGAUGUGAAUGGCCGUUUCAUUCCCUGAGCCCUCUCGUCACGUGUUUUAUUUUGUCUCAAAUUCUUUGUUUCGUGUGUAUGAAUAUUGUCACAUGCUGUGUGUGUGGGUGCGUCUCUCUCUCUCUCUCUCUCUCUCUCUCUCUCUCUCUCUCUCUCUCUCUCUCUCUCUCUCUCUCUCUCAUCUCCUUUUAACCUCUUCCGCCCCCCCCCACCCCCCCCCCCCACCCCCCCCCACUCAGAGUACCAUCAUGGCAUGACGUGGUGUCUCUGUUCAGUGUGUGUGCAGUUCUGUGUCUGUCUGUUGUGAGGGGACCAUCUCAAAGCAGUGCAGAGGGACGGCAGCUGAUGAGGGGACUCCGGGGAGGAGAGGGUCGCUGUGCCUGACACUCUUGCCAGUCCUGCCCUUGGCCACUGAUUUCGAGGACAGUUUGUGGCCUCGCCUCCUGUCUCGACCACCCCUCAUCCCUGGAACCCUUUGAAAGUGCCGGAUUGACCAUUGUUUACCUGAUUAUUUUCUCUCUGCACUGACACAGUGUGCAGACGCCCUUCGUACCAUUACCAGGGCUCCUGACUCCUUCACUGUUAUCCCCCACCCCUUCUCGUUGGUGACACCUGCCCCUUCUUCCCCCUCGUGAUGCUGGUUGUGAGCCCCCUAUGCUUACGAGGGCCUUGGGGAAGGGAAGUGACUCGAUAGCGGGAGUGAGGUACUCUGAUCUCCUGAGUUAGCAGGUCCUGCACCAGGAUUGUGUCAUUAGCCGGACCGAUGUGACCUUGCAGUCACCAUCCUUUUAAUUGAAACCCCUUCUGUCUGCUGAGCAUCUGGUGCCGCCGUCUGACGAAGAAUUGGUGUCUCCAUCUUCAAACCUGCACCCCCUGGCUCUUUGUGGGAUCUGACUGUGCACACAGUUGGCUGACAUUUUUGCCAGUAUACCGGAAACCUCCACCUUUCACUACAAAGGGGUUUGAGGCCUGUGCGUGACAGCCACUCCCUGGUCCUCUACGAAAAGAGGUCGUGGGGUUGAUGAUCAGUCAUACAGCAUGGAAACAGGCCCUUCGGCUCAACUGGUCCAUGCCGACCAAGAUGCCCGUGUUUGGCCCAUAUCUCUCUAAACCUUUCCUAUCCAUGUACCUGUCCAGGUGCCUUUAAAUGUUGUUAAUGCACCUGCCUCAACCACUUCCUCUGGCAGCUCAUUCCAUAUACUGACCACUUUCUGGGUGAAGAAGUUGCCCCUCAGGCUCCUAUUAAAUCUCUCCUCUCUCACCUUAAACCUGUGCCCUCUAGUUCUUGAUUCCCCAACCCUGGGAAAAAGACUCUGUGGAUUCACCCUAUCUGUGCUCCUCAUGAUUUUAUACACCUGUAAAAGGUAUUCCUGUCUGAUUCUUGGUGAUAUUUUUUACACCCUAAGAGAAGUCUUCAGUCCAACUAAUGGUUCAUAAUUAAUUUAACAUAGCCAUUUGAUUGGUGCAUAUCAGGAGAAUUUCCCAGGCAGGACAAGUCCUCUCAGCAGAGGUGGCACUAGGGAAAGUUGGCAAAGCCUUGCCCUUGGUGCCAGGGCCAUUUCCAGAAUCUACCCACUGGGGCCCAAGCACAAGAGCAGGCUUGAUGUGAUGCCUUCUGCAGUCGAAUGGCCUGUUGACACUUGAACUUACACUUGGAGUGGUGUCUCUUGGGAUCUGUAUGGACAGACAUUGAUCUUUUGGGGAACGAUGCCACUGGGCAGCUCUGUAGUUAUGGUGUCCUGGUACCCAAGGAAGUAUCAAAGGACCCUGGAGCUCGGGGCAAGUGGUAGGAGGGUGAUCUGGUCUCCAGUACCAUUGAUGGGUGUGUACGUGUCUUAAAGUGAGCUGUAAUAAAUGUUUAUACGUACUUA
Pristis pectinata (smalltooth sawfish) is the source of this 3372-nucleotide messenger RNA. It is a transcript of the gene qpctla, whose product is annotated as glutaminyl-peptide cyclotransferase-like a. The transcript has 7 exons. NCBI's taxonomy places the organism in Eukaryota, Metazoa, Chordata, Chondrichthyes, Rhinopristiformes, Pristidae. Bases 118 to 1263 code for a protein of 381 amino acids. Gene Ontology annotation, molecular function: glutaminyl-peptide cyclotransferase activity; zinc ion binding. The record is from RefSeq and is a predicted model, not a curated record.